Messenger RNA from Zingiber officinale, 2115 nucleotides. Its product is annotated as receptor-like protein EIX2. The transcript is spliced from 2 exons. NCBI's taxonomy places the organism in Eukaryota, Viridiplantae, Streptophyta, Magnoliopsida, Zingiberales, Zingiberaceae. Gene Ontology annotation, cellular component: plasma membrane. The coding region runs from base 1 to 2115 and encodes 704 amino acids. The record is from RefSeq and is a predicted model, not a curated record. Gene Ontology annotation, molecular function: protein binding.
AUGGCUACUGCUGCUAUACUCAAGCUUCUCCUUUACCUCUUCUGGAUUUCUCUCUUAUUUCUCUCUGGAUCGUUGCAACUCUGCAUAGAGGAAGAAAGGAAGGCUCUGCUGAGCGUGAGAAGUGGUUUUCCUAGCGUCGAUAGAGUGCUAUCUCCAUGGAAGGGCAAUGAGUGUUGCAGUUGGAAUGGUGUAGGAUGCAACAGCAUCACAGGUCAUGUUAUCAAACUUGACUUCUCUUUUAGAUAUCCUUUGCAUCGUGGUAUUUUUUCCAACAGAAGCGAGGUGCAUCCUUUAUUGUUUCAUUUGAAGCAUUUGAAGUAUUUAGAUAUAAGUGGGAACAACUUAUCAAGCCAUCAAAUUCCUGGCUCGAUAGGAUCUUUAACUCAAUUGCAGCACUUGGACCUUUCGGGAUGUUGGUUCCAAGGAGAAAUUCCCUACCAACUUGGCAGUCUCUCCAACCUGCGUUACUUAUCUCUGUCUUUCAACGAGAUUUCAGGACAAAUACCAGCAUCUUUUGUCCAUCUCAGCAAUCUGCAGUUCUUGGACCUGAGCUAUAAUAACAUCAGCGGAGAGAUACCAGAAGAUAUUGGCAACCUCAGAAACAUAGAAUGCUUGUUCUUCUGUUAUAAUCAGAUCGAAGGUAAUUGCCGGGGAUUACCGGAGACUAUUGGCAAUCUAACUGCAUUGCAGAAGUUGGACUUAUCGGGUAAUCAGAUUAAUGGAAAGAUACCGGAUUCAAUGAGAAAUCUCCUUCAGCUAGAUGUUCUUAGUAUCUCUCAGAACAACAUAAGCGGAUUGAUUCCUGAUGCCUUGGGAAGUCUAUGCAACUUGAGUACAAUCAAUCUCUCUUAUAACAGCAUAACAGGGAGUGUUGUUGAAUUCUUUGAACAACUAUCAAGAUGCAGAAUUAACAAAGGUCUUUCCCAUGACUUGCAUGACAAUCAGUUUAGUGGUCUUUUUCCUAGUCCUUUUGAGAGGCUUCAAAGAUUAGUUUUUCUUGACCUUGGUUCCAAUCAAUUGAGCGACUCAGUUCCAGCAUCCUUGGGGAAAUUGUCUGCAUUAAUGACCUUAAGUCUAUGUUCAAACUAUUUGGUUGGAGAUAUCACAGAAGCCCACUUUGCCAAUCUCACAAAUUUAUAUUACAUGGAUAUAUCUGACAACAACUUGUCAGUCAAAGUGAGCCAAGAUUGGCUUCCUCCAUUUCAAGCAGUAGGAAUUCGAAUGGGCUCCUGCAACUUGGGACCCAGAUUUCCUCCAUGGGUGCGGAACCAAACCAUUUUAAAUGAGCUAGACAUAUCAAACAAUGGAAUUUCAGAUGCUUUUCCUGAUUGGUUUUGGAGCUCGUGCACAUCCAACUUGGAGCUAGAUGUUUCUCAAAAUCAUAUGAGAGGAAUGUUGCCACGCUCUUUAGAAUGCUUCAAGGAUGUAUGCAAAUUAAAUUUAAGUUACAACAACUUUGAAGGCUUCAUACCAAGAAUGCAACUUUCGGAUGCAUAUUUGGACUUCUCUUACAAUUCCUUCUCUGGACCUAUUCCUAGUAGCUUGGCUGAUAAUGCUGUGUAUAUGUCUUUGUCAAACAACAAAUUGAAUGGUAGUAUUCCAUCCUCCGUUUGUACAGGAAAUUUUCUAGAAGGUAUCGACCUUGGCAACAAUGAUUUAUCUGGAACACUCCCUGAUUGUUUCAGAUAUGAAUCAGAAUUGAUGAUUCUCGACGUUUCAAACAACAAGUUAUCCGGCAGGAUCCCUAGCACACUUGGAUUUUUACGAAGACUCCAAUCGGUGCACUUGAAUCACAAUAGACUCUCUGGCACAAUUCCCACAACAUUGAUACAGUGCAUUGCACUUGUGGUAAUUGACUUCAGCUGGAAUGAAUUGUCUGGUGACAUACUCAGUUGGAUCGGACCAGAACUGUCAUCAUUAAGAGUCCUUUCUUUGAGGUCAAAUAAGUUCACCGGUGAGAUUCCAUCAAAACUCUCGUUGAUGCCUUCACUCCAAAUCUUAGAUCUUGCUCACAAUCUUUUCUCUGGUUUGUUGCCUCCUAGUUUUGGUAAUUUCACUGCUAUGAUGAAAAAACAGAACCAUAAAAUACCUUCACCUCGAGUAUCUCUGCAUUAA